Molecule: messenger RNA, 2331 nt
Organism: Pseudoliparis swirei
Lineage: Eukaryota; Metazoa; Chordata; Actinopteri; Perciformes; Liparidae
Gene: fndc7a
Product: fibronectin type III domain containing 7a
Exons: 10
Molecular function (GO): protein binding
Source: RefSeq, a predicted model, not a curated record
AUGACGAUCCCAAACUCAAACGUCACGCUGUCCAUGUUUACGGUCUCAUCUAAGAGCAUCACGGUGCAGUGGAGCAGCUACGCUGACGCCAGCUCCUACAAGAUCACUGCAACACCCAGGAACGCCCCGGGACGACCCGUCUUCGCUCAGUUCAGUGGCAACUCCGUGAUGGGCUCAGUCAUCUCCCUGUCACCGAACACGGUGUACACCAUGCAGCUAGAAGCCAUGGACAAUGCUCUCAAUGUCCUCAGCAGUGCAGAGAUGGAGCAGACAACAGCCCCUGCUGUGUCCAGCAUUGAAAAGGCCUACUCCAAACACAGCGACAGCAUCACCGUGGAGUUCAUGGAGAUCUCCGGGGCAACCAGCUACAUCCUUAGGGCACAGUCGGGUGAUUUCUUCUCUGAGACCACGGUGAGCAGCUCCCCGGGUACCGUGGUGCAGCUGCAGCCCUACACGGACUACAAGCUAAGUGUCAUGUCCGUCAACUCUGGGGGGCGGAGCCAGCCCUCGUACCCCAUCGAGGCCAGAACAGGGGUAAUGGCGCCCAAGUUGAACACCACAUCCCCUGACAACGACACCAUCCUCGUGACUUGGCCCCCGGUGGAGAACGCCGUCCUCUACAUGCUCUGCAUCAUCCGGUCGGGCUCCAGCUCCCGCGUCAAACUGAACACCACCGACACCGCGAUGGCCUUUGACGACCUCGAACCAGGGACCACCUACUGCAUCAAGGGCACCGCCUGGGACCCUGAGGGUCGAGCUGGAGACGACCUCACCGUCUGCCAGAUCACACGUCCUCCAAGCCCGAAUGUGACCUUCGUCCAGGUGACUGUGGGCCGGUCUAUUGGGAUCGCGGUGUACUGGGCGUUAGUACAGGGAGGAGAGUUCUACAUGGCCUGGACCACGAAUGGACAAAACUGUACUUCAACAGUUAAUAGUUACUGUUAUAUUAUACCGGUGGAGUGUGGCCAGAACCACUCCGUCGCCGUCGUAGCCUACAACAGUGCCGGCGCCAGCGACCCCUCGCAACCAGCAGAGUACAUUACAUAUCCGUGUCCUCCGGAGAACAUCUGGGUGGUGGAGCCUGGAGCAGGCAACUGCUCGGUGGUGUGGGAUGAUGUGCCGCUGGUGGAGCACUACGUGGCUUUCAUAAAGAGGGACGACGGGAUGGAGAAGUUAUGCAACACCACUGAAACCACAUGCCCGUUUCCCUGCAUAUGUGGUUACACCUACCUUACCACCGUCUUCCCCUACAACCAGGCCGGCUCCAGCCCUUACUCACAAGUCCGCAACUACACCACCAUUCCUUGUUGCCCGCAGGAUGUUGCCAUUAAGCUAGUUUCUACAGAGACGCUGGAGGUCAUGUGGCCGCCGGUCAGAGGGGCCGAGCUCUACGAGACGACAGCCGCCCAGACCAACGAUGUCAUCCACUGCAACGACACAGCACCAGUGUGCGCGCUGUCAGAUCUGAGGUGCAACACAGCGUACUCCGUGACCGUCACACCUUGCAGCGAGUUGCGAGGAUGCAACCACACCUGCGUACCGCACACACAUGAGACAGCUCCGUGCGCUCCAGAGAUCCUGACUAUGACGCAGACCAACAACUCCACUUUCACAGUCCACUUCACGACCCCCAACUACCCCAACACAAAUUAUACCAUCACAGCUUUCGGACGCUAUGGCACCCACACCUGCCAGUCGAGCAACAACUCCUGCCAGCUCACACAGCUGCCCUGUGGCUCAACCUAUGAGGUGAUAGCAGUGGCCACCACAACUGUGGGGAGAAGUCUUCCUGGAUUCAGUAAAACUUUGGAAACGGGUCCUUGCUGCCCCACGUCUGUGAAUGUGACCCAGGUGACCCAGGCCAUGACCAACGUGACCUGGUCAUCGGGCAGCGGCGCUCGCUCCUACGUCACCACCCUGACGUCCUCGCGCGGCCAUGCCAAGUGCCACACCCUGGACAACCACUGCCUGAUGGGAUGCAUCACCUGUGGCACCAACUACAGCCUGAACCUGGAGGCCAUCAGCAGCACAGGACACACGUCAGAGUGCAAAUAUCGUGGAUUCUCAUCCAGUGCCUGUUGUCCAACAAGCAUCAAGCUCUACCGGAGGGACAAUAACUCGCUCAGGGUGCACUGGCGCUCUAUCGGCGCUCUGACGCAGAACCACACGGUGGAGCUGAACGGGACGGCAGCCGACUACACGUGCACCGCCGCCGCCGGCAGAAAAUACUGUGACAUCCCGGAGGAGACGUGUGGGGACGUGUACACGGUGGUGGUGGUGCCGGUGGGACCGAAUGGGCUCAAAGUCAACUUCUGUCAACCCAGGAGAUAC